Messenger RNA from Cucumis melo (muskmelon), 1899 nucleotides. RefSeq names its product cytochrome P450 CYP82D47-like. Bases 150 to 1721 code for a protein of 523 amino acids. Gene Ontology annotation, biological process: defense response to other organism. Gene Ontology annotation, molecular function: oxidoreductase activity, acting on paired donors, with incorporation or reduction of molecular oxygen; monooxygenase activity; heme binding. The transcript is spliced from 2 exons. The record is from RefSeq and is a predicted model, not a curated record. NCBI's taxonomy places the organism in Eukaryota, Viridiplantae, Streptophyta, Magnoliopsida, Cucurbitales, Cucurbitaceae.
UAACAAAAUUGUUCUUUUGUAUGUGAAAUUUCGUGUCUCCUUCCGGUUUGUGUGUUCAUACUUAUCCUAUUGAAAGUCUAUCCAUUAAGUCCUCAAAUAUUCCAAAUUUGGAACUCCUUCACAAGUAAUUCUGGUUUGUCAUAGGCAACAUGGAACUUCUUCAGUUCUCUUCACCGGACACGGUUGCUGGAAUCUUCGCCCUCAUCAUCUUUCUCUAUGCUCUAUUCAAGAUAUAUAAAGGAGGAGUCGGAGCUCGUCAUCGGAAGCGACUGCCACCGGAAGUCGGUGGCGCAUUGCCGCUGAUUGGCCACCUCCAUCUUUUAGCUAAAAAUGAACCAGCUCACAAAACGUUUGCCAAAAUGGCUGAUGCAUAUGGGCCAAUUUUUACGUUGAGAUUGGGUUUGUACACAAACUUGAUUGUGAGCAAUUGGGAAAUAGCGAGAGAGUGUUUUACUACAAACGAUAAAAUCUUUGCCUCUCGUCCAAAGCUCGUGGCCUCAAAGUUGUUGGGGUAUGACUAUGCCAUGUUUGGGUUGAGCCCAUAUGGUCCACACUGGCGCCAUGUUCGCAAGUUAGCCAUGCUCGAACUAUUGUCGAACUAUCGCCUGGAGAAGCUCCAACACAUAAGGGUAUCCGAGGUCCAAACUUCGAUGAAGAAUUUGUACGAGUUAUGUCUAAAAAAUAAGAAGAAUGCAUUGGUGGAGAUGAAGACAUGGUUUGGAGAUAUAACUCUAAACACCAUUUCUAGGAUAGUGGUUGGAAAGAAAUUCUCGACCGCCGUGUAUGCAAGUAAUAAUGAAAACGAAGAAUGUCGGAAGGCGUUGAGGGAUUUCUUCGAAUGGUUUGGAGUAUUUGUUCCUUCAGAUUCGUUUCCAUUUCUAAAGUGGUUGGAUUUGGGUGGACAUGAGAAAGCCAUGAAGAAGACUGCCAAAGUUCUUGAUGAGGUGUUUGAUAAAUGGAUUCAAGAUCAUAAAAAUAAUUUGGGUGAAGUGAAGAUGGAAGAACAUGACUUCAUGGAUGUGAUGCUUUCUAACGUUAGAGAUGACGGACAACUUUCUAAAUACGAUGCUCAUACUGUCACCAAAGCUACAUGUUUGAGUCUUAUAUUGGCUGGAUCUGACACUACAACAGUUACAAUGAUAUGGGCUCUUUCUUUACUUCUUAACAAUCAAGAAGUACUUAAGAGAGCUCAACUUGAAUUGGACGAACGUGUUGGGAGACAAAGACAAGUGAAAGAAUCCGAUGUAAAGAACUUACUGUAUCUUCAAGCUAUUGUGAAAGAAACAUUACGUUUAUAUCCAGCAGCGCCAAUUCUAGUCCCUCAUGAAUCAGUUGAUGAUUGUGUCGUCGCUGGUUACCAUAUUCCGGUAGGAACACGAUUGAUAGUGAAUGUUCAAAAGCUUCAAAGAGACCCACAAAUAUGGGAGGAUCCUUGUGAGUUUCGACCAGAAAGAUUUUUAACAAGUGCAAAGGAUUUUGAUGUUAGAGGACAGAAUCCCCAGUUAAUACCAUUUGGAAGUGGUCGACGAAUGUGCCCUGGAAUCUCGUUUGCUCUACAAGUGAUGCAUUUAGCACUUGCCAAUUUACUUCAUGGGUUUGAAAUUAGUAGGCCAAGUAAAGAGUUUCUGGACAUGGAGGAGAGUGCUGGAAUGACGAGUAUUAGAAAGAAUCCACUUGAAGUUGUUUUAACUCCUCGCCUUCCACCUCAUGUUUAUGAAUGAUAAGUUCUAUAGUGAACGAAAUUGAAUCAACAGAGAGUGGUAGAAAAUUUAACAGAUACUAUAGCGUUUUUGCUGUGACCAAUAAAACAAUGGAGUUUGUGAUAUAGUAAUCGUUUAAAAUUUAAUUACUUUGAGAACAAAGCUUAAUGAAAAUCUAAGCAUUGUUAAUUUGUUUGAA